GAUGUAGUUUUCGAUUUUUUUGCGUUUUGAAGUUUUUUAAUUAGCUUAAUGAUGGCGACCGAUAAUUAUACAAAAUUUCCCUCUCAGUUGUGGGACAAGGUGCUGUCGAAGGUAAAGAAAGCGGUUGUAUUUAUGGACGACAAGUGUGCAGAGUGUCUCCAUUGGAACGGUGGGGCUGCCACUUUAUUUGAGGCUGGAGCAUGUAAUCUCAAGCAGUUUUCUAGCUUUGAAUCGUGUGGUAAGAAUGAACCAAAGGCUGUUUUUGUGGUUAGCACUUUGCUGAAAGGGCGAACAAUUGACAUUAUAAAAGACACAAUAUCCUUAAGUCACUUCCAAUAUUGCGUUGUCUUUACCAGCGUUGCCCACUCUGCACAUCUGCUUGCCAACAAUGUCACCACAGAAUUGGAAGGGAACCCUGUGUUCGAGCAGUUUGAAGAGAAGCUCUGCGAAUGGAUGGGAAACAUGAACUACACGGCUGAAGUUAUGCAUGCCCCAAUAGUCUUCGCGCCUGUGUCACAGCAGCUACUUCUCAUGCCUACCUUUCCAGAUCUUUUCCCACUGCUCUCACCUGACCUUGAGUCAAUUAAUGCAAAACGUCCGGAGAAGAAGAAGUUUGGCGGCCUGUAUGAUGUGGACAUACACUCUCUCCCUCCGGAACUUCAGAUUGAAAUUAAAUCUUUGGCGUCAGCACUUAAUGCUAUGUUUGAGGCCACAAACACGAGAGAAGAGAGCUUUGCUGUAGGUCCAAUGAGCCGCAUCAUUGCAGGAGAACUGACGAAUCACCCUCAAGCAAAGAACCGCAGGAAGUUAGCCCCCAAUAAAGCAUCAAUUAUCUUUGUGGACAGAACAAUGGAUCUUACAGGAGCUGUCGGUCAUCAUGGUGACAAUCUUGUGGAAAAGAUUCUGACAUUCCUCAAACCUUUACCCGGUCAUGUGACUGAUGUGCAAGUGGACAUGUUGGAGCUCACAAGUCUGCAGCAUAACCCCAACUCCCACACCACCCUAGCACCUGGCUGCCUGGCACAGACCCAAGAAACCUCCUCUGACUGCAGCACUGUGCAGAAUGUGGUUCUCAUUUCUUCAAGGUGUGUGAGCCCAGAGGAAGUGACCAUGGAGCGAGCCCAUUCUGCUGUAGAGAAAGUGUUUGAGACCCUCCGCGGCUUAAGCCAAACCAGAGACCACCUCAAGCAGCUGCGCUCUGUCUACACCGCCAGUGAUGGGAUUCACCAGGCGACCUACCGUCCCUUCCUGCGCCAGGUCCUGGAGGAAGUCUUCAACCCUGACAGAGUUGAAUGCCCUGACAUAGAGCACAUGUCAGGGGGCCUAACGGACCUGCUCAAGACUGGAUUUAGCAUGUUCAUGAAGGUGAGUCGUCCACACCCCAGUGACCACCCUCUGCUCUUCCUCUUUCUGGUCGGUGGGGUCACACCCUCAGAGCUUCGGAUGAUCAAAGAGGUCGUCUCUGCUCACAAACAAGGGACCCAGGUGCUGGUUCUCUCCACCAGACUGCUGAGACCAGCAGAUAUUCCUGAGCUCCUCUUCACCACCCAAAGACUGGUGCCCGACAUGGGUGUCUGAGCCCGACACGUGGAAGCACGCUCAUUUACACAUGCAAACGCACAUGUUCAUCACACCCAUAUAAACAUGUCAGAGGGUGCAGGCAUUGAGACAUUUGGAAAAGUAAGUGAGAGGCUGUGAAAUCACAGGGAAUCGUUAACAUAUUGGCAAAGCCAAAUUCUUCAGGAGCAUUCCUAUUGAGUACUCGUUUGGCUGGAUUGUUUUCUCUUGUAACUGUUUUAGAACUUUUAUUUUACUGUUCAGAAUCGAGCAAAUAUGAGUACUUAGAUGUGCUGAUGAUCCACCAUAUAUGAGAGCUCAUUGCAAAUGAGUGUGUGAAGAGAGGAAGGCGUCUUGGUGUAGUGAAGUGCAGUCUCAUACAGUAUAGUAGUCUGGAGAAUGCACGUUCUCUGUGGAGGUCCAUUCACGCUCCAUUUUAGUACAUGGAUCCAAUGACCGCUGAAUAAUUUCACACUUCUGCUGAUGCCGCUAACUUGCUAGAGCGCACCCACUGCCAUAAGGGUCCACAUUCCCCUUUCUGGCUCUGGUUAGUUUGGCCAGAGUUUGGUAUUUACGUCCACAUCCGCAAAUGUUCUCUGGCCUAAUAAAUAGCCAGAUGAGGCUUACAUUUGUGGUGUACCGUCUGCUUUUUAAGUUAUUUAUCCACCUUAUGGGCUGGAGCUAACGGGAGAGAGAGAGAAAGUAGAAACGAGUAGAGGAGAACGAUUCCCUGGUUGAUAAGCAUUCUAGCCCGCCUGACAGGGAGGUGAAGAUUGUUCAGGAAUAUCCACUGAAAUUCAACUGUUGUGAAUUUCAAUAAACAUAUCUCUAGCACAUCUUUCUACUAUGACAUUGCCAACUGAAUAAACCCACAUAACCAACCUGUGGCUGCAAAGAAAACAGUGCACAGUGUUACUGGAGGUUCAGCGUCUCCGGGGCGCUCACUUUUCUGUGGAUGUUUUCCGAUGAGAGAGGUCAGCGCUGAGAGAACAAACACAUGGACUCUUCGGAAAUGCCCUGUCCUAGAAAACUACUUGUGUCAGUGAGGGUGUUUUGUCAUGUCUUCUUUCUGUUCCAGUUGCCUGUUAUGAACAAAGACGCUCUAAUUGAAACAUUGGGUCACCGGGUUAUUUCCUUUACAGCAGGUCUAUUUACGUUAUAGCAUGUAUUUCCAGCCCAAUAAUGCGGAAGAAGCAAUAAAGUUCUCUGAAUACUGUGCAACUAUAACUCUCCUAAGUCAUUAUAGGAGUUAUGCAACAAAAUAAGUCGCUAAUUCAUAUUUGGUAAAACUUUUGACUUUACUCUGAUUCAAUGUCUUUGCUAGCAUGAGGCACAAAUGUUUUCCUGAGAAAAAAAAUAUUAGAAUGACCCAGAGGUUCAAGUGGAUGAACAGCAGCCAUUUUUCCCCCUCAUUUUCAUUAUGUAAUAAAUUGUAUUU
Lampris incognitus (smalleye Pacific opah) is the source of this 2995-nucleotide messenger RNA. RefSeq names its product sec1 family domain containing 2 (gene scfd2). Gene Ontology annotation, biological process: vesicle-mediated transport; intracellular protein transport. Bases 49 to 1578 code for a protein of 509 amino acids. The record is from RefSeq and is a predicted model, not a curated record. The transcript has 7 exons. Lineage: Eukaryota; Metazoa; Chordata; Actinopteri; Lampriformes; Lampridae.